AUGAAAAAAAGGUAUGAAAAGAAGAUGAAGAAGGAGAAAGGUAAAGACAAGGAGGAAGUGAGGAAGUCUAUUGCUCUAAGGACUUUAAGCUCAAAUUUCUCCAACAAUGAGACAAGAAGCGAUAAUGAUUCUGAUGAUGAAGAUAUGAGGUUGUUCGUCAAAAGGUACAAUAGACACAUAUGGAAACAUGAAGUCAAGAACUCUGACCCCAAUAAUAAAGAGAUUGGGUUAUUUGUCAAAAGAUACCAAAGGUAUAUAAGGAAGAAUGAAGUCAACCUCUAUGACAAGAACUUAACAAAGUUUGGAAGGGUAGCAAAAGCCUCAAGAGAAGAUGAGAACAAGAAAGGUAAAUAUAGAAGUUCAUGCUAUAAUUAUGGAGAAUUUGGUCACUAUAGACCGAAAUGUCCUAAUAUUAAGAAAGACAAAGAGAACGAGCAUCACAAGAAGUCUAGCAAGUCUAGAAGAGCAUAUGGUACUUGGGAGAGUGCAAGUGAUUCCUUAAGCGAUGAAAGUUCCACUUCAAGUGUAGAAUCGACCCAUAUUUUCCUCAUGGAAAAUAGAAAGAAGAAGAAAAAUGUAAGUCUUUAUAAGCUUGAAACUAUUAAUGACUUAUCUUAUCUUCAAUGA
Molecule: messenger RNA, 627 nt
Organism: Lathyrus oleraceus (garden pea)
Lineage: Eukaryota; Viridiplantae; Streptophyta; Magnoliopsida; Fabales; Fabaceae
Exons: 1
Coding region: 1-627 (208 amino acids)
Molecular function (GO): zinc ion binding; nucleic acid binding
Source: RefSeq, a predicted model, not a curated record